Colletotrichum navitas is the source of this 651-nucleotide messenger RNA. RefSeq lists its product as uncharacterized. The record is from RefSeq and is a predicted model, not a curated record. The coding region runs from base 27 to 269 and encodes 80 amino acids. NCBI's taxonomy places the organism in Eukaryota, Fungi, Ascomycota, Sordariomycetes, Glomerellales, Glomerellaceae. The transcript has a single exon.
UUUUGGUUCCAGGGGUGCUUGGAAUUAUGGAUUCCGUUGGCUGUCCCUUGAGCAUUUUCUUCUGCACUUGCAGCCUUGUUUUCUGUCCCACAUACUCGGGUCUCGUGGUCCCCGAAGAUGGUGGAUGGCAAUUGGUGACUAUGGUCUGCCGCGGAGCGCUGGAUUGGGUUACUGCUCGUGUAGAUGCAUGCUGCUCGACACUGGCCGAUGUUUCAUCACUGGCUCUGCGAGUUGCGGGCUUCUCUGAUAGACUAUCACGCGAGCUAUGAUGCCCGUUCUGGUAUUGCCUUUGUGUUACUCAAAGUGCAAGCCGAUGUCUGCAGAUACUCGAUUUCCUUUCCUCUCUUAUCAGGUUAUCUCCCCCCCCUUGGCAUUUCCUACGCUGCCUCCUGAUAUAGCAUAGGUCGUGCAACUCGGCAUAGGGUAGCUGCCAGACUCGAUGCCUAUGCUGUCCCAAUAGACUUUGAGUUGUCUCAAAAGAUCGGUUUGAAACACGGGUAGUGUAGGUAUGUAUGGUGGUCGGUACAGGCCUGCCAUGGAAACAGGGCGGAAGGUGAGUGCUCAACGUCCCAGGUUUGCUGCUGGGGGGGUGUUGAACCCCGCAUGCAAAGGCCGUAGCCUUGUUCACAUCCCUCGCUUGACCAUUAUUGG